This is a messenger RNA of Plasmopara halstedii, 420 nucleotides long. RefSeq lists its product as uncharacterized. The record is from RefSeq and is a predicted model, not a curated record. The coding region runs from base 1 to 420 and encodes 139 amino acids. NCBI's taxonomy places the organism in Eukaryota, Oomycota, Peronosporomycetes, Peronosporales, Peronosporaceae. The transcript has a single exon.
AUGGCGCUCAGCCACCCAGAAGCUGAACCAGCGACUGGUUUUGAGCUCGAAGUACAUCGAUUUCCAUUUCUAACGGCGCCAGGCGCUCCACCGUCGCAUGAAGCGACGAAUUCGUCUGCUCGACGGUUAGGAGCCGCUCCGAGAGGGCGCAAUAGUCCUAAACGUGAGGCAGUUAGUGCACAAAAGGCUGCAGGCUUUCGAGGUCUUCCGCACGGCGGAAUGCAACCUCGGCGAGAUGAUCGGCGGAGUGCCAAUGACGAUGGACUUUGUCCUCCAGAGCUCGAAGAGCAUCGAGUGUCACCGGACGGCGAUCGACCAAGUCGUCAUCGUCCACCACCGACUUUUAUCGAUGAGAAUGAUGGCGUCCACUAUCACGUGGAACGACUUGUAGGUCGACGUCGUCGACGGGGUUUUACCUAA